GAGAGAUUGCCUUGUUCAACCAUCCCACCUCAACUCGAGAGCCCUGGACCUACCAACCUGUCUGUCUUGUUUUUGCGCAUUAACAUGAUACAUGAUCUACAAACUGUUGGACCAGGCUGAGGUACAGUGAGGGGAAGCAGGAUGUCCAAUAACAUGGCAAAGAUUGCAGAUACCCGCAAGACAGUGGAACAGCUGAAACUGGAGGUCAACAUCGAAAGAAUGAUGGUGUCCAAAGCAGCAGCUGAUCUGAUGGCCUUCUGUGAGGCUCAUACCAAGGAGGACCCUCUGGUGAUACCAGUGUCAUCCUCUGAGAACCCUUUUCGGGAGAAGAAAUUCUUCUGUGCAAUACUCUAAUCCCCACAAAUUCACGUUAUUAAAUACAAUAACCCUAAGUUUUGUGUCAUUAUUAGCAAUAAUUCAUUGACAGUUCUCAGGACAAAUAAUGCUAACACAUUUGAAGAACCCUUGAACAUUUUGGUUUUGGUAGGCCUAAUCAGUGUGAUGAUUUUGUAUUUAAAAAGCUGUAUAUGUA
Messenger RNA from Salvelinus sp. IW2-2015, 532 nucleotides. Its product is annotated as guanine nucleotide-binding protein G(I)/G(S)/G(O) subunit gamma-8-like. The record is from RefSeq and is a predicted model, not a curated record. Gene Ontology annotation, biological process: G protein-coupled receptor signaling pathway. Gene Ontology annotation, molecular function: G-protein beta-subunit binding. Gene Ontology annotation, cellular component: heterotrimeric G-protein complex. Lineage: Eukaryota; Metazoa; Chordata; Actinopteri; Salmoniformes; Salmonidae.